Messenger RNA from Zychaea mexicana, 911 nucleotides. RefSeq lists its product as uncharacterized. Bases 426 to 695 code for a protein of 89 amino acids. The record is from RefSeq and is a predicted model, not a curated record. The transcript has a single exon. NCBI's taxonomy places the organism in Eukaryota, Fungi, Mucoromycota, Mucoromycetes, Mucorales, Lichtheimiaceae.
AACAACAACAAUUACAACAACACCAUCAUCAACAACUUCAACAUCCCCAAUGCAUGCAACAACAGCAGCAGCAGCAACAGCAGAUGAUGAUGUCUGAAUAUCACGUCAAGAUGGACAGCAUGCCACGGCCGCGUCAGUAGAGCUGUAUCUCGCUCACACUCUCAUUCAAACACACACCUACCCCAUGGACCUACAUCAAGAUCCAUCAUCUACUUACUACAUCAUCCAUCCAUCCAUCCCCUCCACACACAGUAAAAAGCCUUCGUUUCCCUCUCCUCCUCUAUUGAGCCAUAACCAUACCAUUGCUUACUAUCAUUACCGAAUAUAGUACCUAUGCCAUCCUGUAUACACUUCAUUAUGUAAAUAUUUCUCCCCUUUUCUCCUUAUACCCCAAGUCUGCUUUUCCACACCUUCUAUACUAAUCUAUGUUCAUAUGUUGGGAAUACCACAUCACACAAGUUUGGCCUUAUCAGCUUGUAAACUGUCCUCUAUUCCCUAUUCACUCUCUAUCUCUCUAUUUCACUGCACAUAACUUGUUACUACUACCCCAUCUCUUUCGUUCUAUUACUCUAUCGGACCAUCAUCAUCAUCAUCAUCUUUCUCAUCAUCAUUCAACCAUACAUUUAACAACACUUAUUGUACAAAGUUUCAAUGUACAUUUUUUUUUCUUACAAAACCUGUUAAUAUGGUAUUAAUCUUAUUGUUCUGUUUUCUUGCAUUUCACACCAUUUCUCUCUUUUUGUCUUUCAUUUUGUUUUACAUAGCAGCUUUUCACUAUUUCUUUGGGAAUAAAAAAAUUAUACAUAGUACGGUCUCAGAAUUUUUUAUUUUUUUGUGGUGCACAACAACGGCACAUCAUCAAUCAUCAUCAUCGUCACAUGAUGACAUAUUUCUCACGAUUCCCCCAAAAC